UCCUUCCUUUCAUUAAACAAACAGGAGAUCCUGAAACCUGGACCCUGUGCAAGCCGCAGCGCUAGGAAGAGGCGGAGGAGGAGGCAGAGCCGGGAUGGGCGCCGAGGGAGAUCGGUGAUCCCGUGCACCCCCGCCCCAUGCGCGCGCGCACACACUCUCACACAUACACGCACACUCACUCGCACAAACACACACUCGUACACGCCCGCGCCGCGCGCUCGCCGGCUCCAUCUCCCACGCAGGCGGAAUGCAGCAGAACCCGGGGAGCGUGUCUCCAGCAGCUGCCUGAAUGCACCUUGCUCCCGGGAGCCGGACGGCCCAGUAGGGCGCAAGGGAGGACGCUUCACCUAGAGCGCCUGGAGAGUUUUAGACGGUGCAGCCUUGCUACAUGUUGUGAGAAAUGGCUGUAGGAAACAACACUCAACGAAGUUAUUCCAUCAUCCCAUGUUUUAUAUUUGUUGAGCUUGUCAUCAUGGCUGGGACAGUGCUGCUUGCCUACUACUUCGAAUGCACUGACACUUUUCAGGUGCAUAUCCAAGGAUUCUUCUGUCAGGAUGGAGACCUAAUGAAGCCUUACCCAGGGACAGAGGAAGAAAGCUUCAUCACCCCUCUGGUGCUCUAUUGUGUGCUGGCUGCCACCCCAACGGCUAUUAUUUUUAUUGGUGAGAUAUCCAUGUAUUUCAUAAAGUCAACCAGAGAAUCUCUAAUUGCCCAGGAGAAAACAAUUCUGACUGGAGAGUGCUGUUACCUGAACCCCUUACUCCGAAGGAUCAUAAGAUUCAUAGGGGUAUUUGCUUUUGGGCUUUUUGCUACUGACAUUUUUGUAAACGCCGGACAAGUGGUCACGGGGCACCUGACGCCCUACUUCCUGACGGUGUGCAAGCCCAACUACACCAGCGCAGACUGCCGGGCACACCACCAGUUCAUAAACAAUGGGAAUAUCUGUACCGGGGACCUGGAGGUGAUUGAGAAGGCUCGGAGGUCCUUUCCUUCCAAACACGCUGCUCUGAGCAUUUACUCUGCCUUGUAUGCCACGAUGUACAUCACAAGCACAAUCAAGACCAAGAGCAGUCGACUGGCCAAACCGGUGCUGUGCCUCGGGACCCUCUGCACCGCCUUCCUGACGGGCCUCAACCGGGUCUCUGAGUAUCGGAACCACUGCUCUGACGUGAUCGCGGGCUUUAUCCUGGGCACUGCUGUUGCCCUGUUUCUGGGAAUGUGUGUGGUCCAUAACUUUAAAGGAACUCAAGGAUCUCCUUCCAAACCGAAACCCGAGGACCCCCAUGGAGUACCUCUCAUGGCUUUCCCAAGGAUAGAAAGCCCUCUGGAAACCUUAAGUGCACAGAAUCACUCUGCCUCCAUGACCGAAGUUACCUGAGAUGGCUGGUGUGUCACAAGCUGUUUUUUUUAAAAAUCACCUUCCUAUUUGAUACUUCAAGACACACAGUUACUUGAUGUCAAACUGUGAAGACAAGUAUUAUGUUUAACUAGUUAGAAACUAAUGUUUUGUACAUUUUUUUUUGUAUGAGGAAGUGAUGUAGCUUGCCCUGAUUUUUUUUUUUUUUUUUGGUCAGCUUUAAUAUAUUUAUGCCAGAAUUUUAAAGAAAACUUUCUUGUUCAGGUGUGCAUCGAAGAACCACAUUUAUUCAAUGGUUGAUGUUGUUUGGUGAUAUUUGUACACAAACCCUCUUUUCUCAGUUUUAUAGAUACCAAUAAAAUGAACAUAAUAAUUCACUUUAAUCUUUUACUACCACAGUUGCUGCCUCUUCUGGAAUUUUGGAAUUUUAAUGAAACUUCCCUUUUGCGUUACAGGGAAAAUGAUGUUGGUUAAUGGUCAAUCUCAAAAAUCAAUUGUGCAGGAAAAAAUACUACCCUGAAAAAGAACUUUGUGUUCAGAUUUCUUGACACGUGAUCACAUUCAAAGUAAUAUAUUAAUAAAAGAUCACCUAAGUUACACAAGCAGUGACAGGGAAUCCUGGAUUUGAGCAAUGCUGGGCAUGAUUCUUUCUUACCUAAGGGCCUCUCCUGUGUAAGAAAUUCAAGGUCAUUCUGCAGCCAUGCCCUUGGGCUGGCAGGUGAUACUGCCACCUGCGUUCCCCAAAAAUGCCACUACCAGCCUCCCCUAUCCACGCAGUUUUGUAUAUCUCACUGUACGGACUUUGUAGAAAAUGUAUAUUUUAUAGUUUGCACAGUAUUACUUUACAGGAAGGGUGGCGGAGCAUCUACAGCCUAGAGCCCCAGAGCAAUAGCUUGACUUUGUGGCUCCAAUUUUAACUGCAUCUCAUUUCUCUAGCAUGGUAAUAGCUAAUGUGUAACUCCUUCAAGAGAAGGCGCUCCCUUGUCUGUACCCAUCAGAAUGUUCUCUUGACACUUCCAUGUUGGUUCUUCUUUAACUUUUCUUUUUGUACAUUUUUUUUUCUAAAGAAAAAAGUUAUCACAAAA
Phacochoerus africanus (Common warthog) is the source of this 2442-nucleotide messenger RNA. RefSeq names its product phospholipid phosphatase related 1 (gene PLPPR1). Gene Ontology annotation, biological process: phospholipid metabolic process; signal transduction; phospholipid dephosphorylation. The record is from RefSeq and is a predicted model, not a curated record. Lineage: Eukaryota; Metazoa; Chordata; Mammalia; Artiodactyla; Suidae. The transcript has 8 exons. The coding region runs from base 401 to 1378 and encodes 325 amino acids. Gene Ontology annotation, molecular function: phosphatidate phosphatase activity.